Torulaspora delbrueckii is the source of this 1746-nucleotide messenger RNA. RefSeq names its product Ssp1p (gene SSP1). The record is from RefSeq and is a predicted model, not a curated record. The transcript has a single exon. Bases 1 to 1746 code for a protein of 581 amino acids. NCBI's taxonomy places the organism in Eukaryota, Fungi, Ascomycota, Saccharomycetes, Saccharomycetales, Saccharomycetaceae.
AUGGAAAAUUGGAACCACAUUCAAGGUCAAAGACAAAUUAUUGAACCUCCACCAGAAUUACCAAUUUAUAAAGUACCCUCAAAAUCACCUCACAAAGAGGUUGCUGGUAAGAGAUUUGUCAACAAGGUUAAAGGGUGGUUUUCCGGCGGCCGCCGAAAUGAUGAUUGGUACUCGUUUCCUGAAUAUUUAGCUCAUGGAAGAUUGCAAAAGGGGGAAUCUGCUCAUGAAGAUAGUUAUUCAAGACAUGAACUGCACGAAAUAGGCGAGAGUGAGGAAGAUGAUCCUCAUGGUAAUUCUCAAAGGUUAGUAGUCCAGGAAAGUGCAAAAACAUUUUUAACAGGCAAUAAUAUCUAUGCAAAUCACAUACCACAAUUUCCGGCAAAAGGGCGUCUAGAGAACCAUUAUUUGGCAAGAAAGAAAUCAUUGCCAGAUAUGAAUAUUGUCUCUAAUCCAUCAUCCUCGCUAGAGUUCAAGAAAAGGCCAAUGUCUUUGGUGGUAAAUGAACCACAAAAAAUGAGUGUCCUCACAACUUCAUAUCUUCAGUCCAGGAAUGUUACGCUUCACAAGAUCUCCAGGAGAUUAAAUUCAAUUGGUAACAAGAAGCUGGAAUGUGCCAAACUUACCAAGAAACUUCUCAAAGAUUUAACAAUUUGGGGUGAAAAGACAACUUCUGAUAAUAUUGAUGUCACUGAAUUAGUAGAGGAGUUAUAUGAAUUAUUCCAAAAAAGAUAUGUUGUUGGAACAAAAAUAUCUGAAAGGCUCAAAGUUUUGACCAACGAGCUCGAGUUCAUUGGUAAAAGAGAAAAUGAAAUGGCAGAAGAGAAGAGACAUCUAUUAGCGGCUUUGAAAAAAUACGAUUAUUGCAAAGAAAGAAGGGGAGAGAAUGAUGAGGAGAGUAAUUUGUUCAAAGAAAGAGUAAUGGCUCAUGAAAAAUCAUAUGAGACAUAUCAAUUAAAUUAUCAAUAUGCUGUCUCAGUAAGCGCGAGGCAGCUAUUCAAGGAAGUCGCGAUUGAAUACUACGAAAGGACUUCAGAUUUGAAAGAAAAUAGUGGAGCUUUUCUGCUAAAUGCAUUGAAGACUUUAGAAAAUACUCACAAUAAUGAAGUAUUUCUCAAGGACCUUGAUAAAUUGAGGAUGUUGAGGGCCGAGAGAAAUUGGACUAGGUUGAAGCCUGAACAGAGAAAUAACCCACAAAAUUGGGUAGAUCUGGUUAGCGGUAAGCACGAUAAUGAUGACACUUUGAUGAAAAAGGUCUACGAGGGUUUGCCAAUUGCUUACACUCCAAUGCCAGAAGUUUCGCCAGCAAAGACACCGCAUUUGGAUUUGCGAACCGGAUUAGAAGAGAGUUUCUCAGGUAUUAAAAGUGAUCGUUUCAAUCCCAUUACAAGUAACGAGUUUUUCCUCGAUAGAUCACCUUCAAAGAAUGAAGACGACCAGGACGAAUCGAAUUACGAGACCGUGAGACCAGAUAGGAUUGAAGAAAAGGUGGAAGAGGACACGAUCCCAAGAAGCCUUAACCCUAAUGUCUUAAAAGAUGAUCGAAAUAAAAUUCCGAGUCUAAGGACACAUUUGAAGGACAAUACGCUUCAAAAGAAGAUAGAAGUCAAGGAUAAGAGUCCUAAAGGACUCACUGAAAUUGAGAAGUCCAAACAUGGUUUUCUUGUAAAUUUUGGUGAAAUGUCAAGACAGUUUAAGGACGCCGAGCAAUACUUACAGGAAAACAAAUGGACUGAACCGUCCGCAUAG